Messenger RNA from Odontomachus brunneus, 1669 nucleotides. RefSeq lists its product as uncharacterized. Bases 93 to 1184 code for a protein of 363 amino acids. NCBI's taxonomy places the organism in Eukaryota, Metazoa, Arthropoda, Insecta, Hymenoptera, Formicidae. The transcript is spliced from 5 exons. The record is from RefSeq and is a predicted model, not a curated record.
UGCGCGCAAUGCGUGAAACGGAACGCAGCCAUGGUUAGGUCACUCACGCACUACCGGCUUUUCUGUUUCAAAGAAGUGUAAACAUUGAAAACAUGAGUGAGGAAGACUAUUAUAAUGAGGACGAAGGUAAUGAAUCAAUAGGGAAUAACGUAUCAGAAGAACGUGAGAUAUAUAUUCGUACAUUCAUUCACUUCGUGUACCCCAAUACACAAUUAUAUAUAAAAAAAAGCAAAGGCUAUAGCAAGUGCCAAUAUAAAUCCCUCACUUGGGCAAGUGUAGGAGCAGCGAUGACUCCAAAAAUCACUGGUCUGCAAGCAGAAAAACUUUUCCAUCGUCUCCAUGAAAAGUUUGGAAAGGAAAGAAAAAAGAUCAUAAUGUCCAUGCCAAGAUCAGGAGCAGGGGCUGGCAUGCCUACCUACCAGUCUACUUGGAUCUUUUAUAAUGAUCUUCUGUUCCUUGCGGAUCAUAUUAUAGCCAGACAAACUUCAAAUUUUCAACCACCUGUUGUCCGACCUCAGUCCUCAGUUGUUCAAUCUCAGUUAUCUGCUGUUCAAGGCAAACAAUCACUUCACGUUCCAUUAGACAAACAAUCUCCACUUUCGCCUAUGUCGAACCCAGACUUCAAUUACUUAUGCUCAUCUCCUUCAUGCAGUUCGGACUCAGAUAAAACUAAUACAACUGGAACCAACAUAUCCUAUGAGACAGAAGGAAAGGAAUAUGCAAUUGAGGAAGCAUCAGAAAGUACCGCCUCAACAGCAAUUCUAAAAACCAUGACAGCCUCUAUUCAGCCGGCCAAAACAGUACCUCCAAAGGAUCCUAUCAAAAAGAGGAAGCGGGAUUCUGAGAAGACAAAUGACGUACUUUCUCAAUCAUCAAAAGAUGUUUCAUUUCUGGCUGCAUCUCUGGGUGCAGCCCUUGAAAGGUUUGGACCAUUACAGCCAGUGCAGCCAGCAUCCUGUCCUGGUCGCCCCAAUAUGUCAUCAGAUAUAGAAGCAAUGUUAGGUUUUGUAGCUGUUGCACUUAGCAGUGUACCUGAGGAAAAACGAGUGUCAUGUGUCAUGGAUAUGGUAGCAGUUGUGAAAGGAUACACUAAAAAACAUUCAGGGGACUAUGAAUCUGAAACUUCUUGUGAAACUCCUGUGUUGAUUACUAAAUGUAUGAACGUUGGUUCAAUGCAAAUGUGAUAGCCAAAUACUAAAUUUAAUUUUCUUUUGUUUAGUUAUUCCAUAUGUAAUAGUUAUUCCAUAGUAAUAUUUUAUUUUUGCUACAGGUACCAAAAUAUUUAUUUUUAUGUUCAUUGAAGAUUUUUGUUUAUUUUAAUUUGUUUAGCAAGAAGAAAACUGGUUUUUCCCUUAAUUUUAUUUUCUGUGAUAAAUAUCGAAGUAUGUUCUUUUACUUAUAUUAAUUGAGGAUUCAGUUUUAAGUUUAAAUAUAUUAAGGAGUGUAAACAUUUUUUAUUUUGUUGAAUGUAAAGAUGUAUAUUUAAUAUCUCAUUUUGCAACGCUGAGCAAUACUUUUGUUUAAUUAAAUUUUUCCUUUUAUGAAAAUACAUCGAUUGAGUGUAUAUUUAACGAUAUUUAAAUAGAUUAAACUAAAUUUAUCGAAUAAAAUAACGAGUAUAAAUUUUAUAUAAAGGAAAUAUAGAAACGAAGGAGUGAAAAAUGUUAUC